AUGGAGUAUAGCACCUCUAUCGGACAUGACGCCACUUCAAGUGGCGUUUCAGAACCUGAGUUUAUGCAACUGCAAUCGUCUGACCAUCCGGGAAUGGUGAUGGUAUCAGCAUUAUUCACCGGGAACAACUACUUCGCUUGGAGUAGGGCUAUUAAGAGAGCCCUUACAGCGAAAAUGAAGCUCGAUUUCAUCGAAGGGACUGCUAUACGACCUCCAGUUAACAGUGAUGAGUUCAAACGUUGGAAUCGCAUUGAUUCCAUGGUCACUACCUGGGUUCUAAACUGCAUGACAAAGGAAUUGGCGGAGUCUUUCAUGUACGUGGGAUCUUCACGUGAACUUUGGAUUGAGCUAGAAGCGCGGUAUGGAGAAAGAUGCACCUGUAACGUUAACAAAGCAGUGGACGACUUGAAUGCCUCUAAUCAUUUGAUGCAAUUUCUGGUUGGGUUAAAUCCAAUUUAUGAGCAAGCUCGCAGUCAGAUUUUACUUCUGGAACCAUUACCUACAGUGACUAAAGCAUACUCUAUGUUGCUCAGAAUGGAGAAGCAGAUGCAAGUUAACAUAAGUAAUGUGGACAAUGGUGCUGCAUUCCAAGCUAGGGGGCAGAAUUAUAGAAAGAAAAACUUUGCUGAUAAGAAAACCAUGGUGUGCGAUCAUUGCCAGAAGGCAGGGCAUACAAGGGACUCAUGUUUUAAACUGCUUGGAGUACCAGAUUGGUACAGAGACAUGACUGAACAGAGAAAGAAAGCUGGAGGAAGGGGGAAAGGUUUCAUUGCUCAAAUGACUGAUGAGGCUAGUUUGACGAUGGAUGAAAGCAAGCACUCUAACCUGGCUGACUUAGUGCGUAUGGAGAUGAAGAAGUAUAUGAAGGAGGAAAUACCACUUGAUCCUUUAAAGAUCAACUAUGCACAACUCGACAAUUUUGCAGGUAGUAGUGCAAUUUCUGCCUCUGAUCUUUCUAGUUCUUGGAUAAUAGAUAGUGGUGCAACACAUCACAUAUGUGCAGAUUUCAAACUGUUCCAUUCUUACACUAAACUCACUAAUCCAAUGAUCAUACACCUGCCUAAUGGACACUCACAAUCAGUUUCACACAUUGGCUCAUUGCAUCUUUGUUCCGAAAUCGAAUUGACCCAAGUCCUUCAUAUUCCUUCAUUCUCAGACCAGAAGACUAAUAGAGUUCUCGCUACGGCACACUUGAUUAGAAACCUUUACAUUUUAGAAUCAGUUUCUGUACCUACAAAACCUGCGUCUCUUACCUGUACUCCUUACUCUUGCAUUGCUGAUUUGAAUCAAUCUGACCUUUGGCAUCAGAGACUUGGACAUUUGUCCCAUAAUUCCAUAAAGCAUAUUGGAGCCUAG
Molecule: messenger RNA, 1356 nt
Organism: Sesamum indicum (sesame)
Lineage: Eukaryota; Viridiplantae; Streptophyta; Magnoliopsida; Lamiales; Pedaliaceae
Source: RefSeq, a predicted model, not a curated record